CAAAUUUCAUGUCUCUCUCUCUCUCUCUCUUGCCCGUCGGUCAGAAAUUUUCUCGGGCACCUCUUCCUGCACCAUCUCUCUCUGGUUUUCUAUAUCUUUGUCAGCGACUCACGAGUUUCCUCGGGUUCUCUCCCCCCGCAAUUGGCCUAUAACAAUCACCAUCUCAACCUUCACCUUCCUCACAUUCUUCAUUUAUAACCGUAUCUUACAGUUCUCUCCAAUCUCUUUCACUGUUCCCCCUGCUUCAGCAAUCUUCAUAUUCACUCUUUCCUUGUUCUUCUGCACUUUCCUCCUGGUUUCACUCCUUAUUCUUAUUCCCUCCACGCUCAAAAAAGGAUAAACGAACAAAGUCUUUUUUAACCCCUUAAAAAAGCCAUCUUUAUUCCCUUAUUCCCCUGCCAUUUUUAUAUAUAUACGCUAUCUUGAAACAGUUUUUUGUUUUUCUGGUUUAUAAAUAUGGGGUUCUCUGAGAAGGCACAGGUCGUGGAAGGAGGAGGCUUUGAGUCGUCGUCAUCGUCGGAUACUGCUACUAACAAAAAAUGGGUCAUCGCCGGAAUCGCUUUACGAGCGCCGUUGAAGCCAAUUUACACGGCGGAGAAAGCACGCGACGGCGAGGAGCUUGAAACGGAUCAGGAGUGUCUGACGACGCCGACAGGAGAAGAGUCCAGAAUCCCACCGCCUUCCACGUGUCCGCCGGCUCCUCGGAAGCCAAAGCCGCCGUCUUCUUUCAAGUGCAAGUAUCGCCGUGGCGUUAACAAGUUCUUCGCUCCUCCAGAUUUGGACACAGUGUUCAUACGCCAUGUUGAAAAAGCGAGCUAACGGAUCUGCUAUAUAUAUAUAUAUAUAUAUCUUCUCUAGCUCUCUUUAAUUAGCUUCGACCUUCAUUCUCUUCUUUCAGUUUCAGUUGUUUGGAUAGCUAUAACUAUAACUAUUUGUAUAAACUAGUCUGAAUCAAUAAAAUGACCUAUCGAUAUUGUA
This is a messenger RNA of Prosopis cineraria, 978 nucleotides long. RefSeq names its product cyclin-dependent protein kinase inhibitor SMR6-like. The record is from RefSeq and is a predicted model, not a curated record. Gene Ontology annotation, biological process: regulation of DNA endoreduplication. The coding region runs from base 457 to 819 and encodes 120 amino acids. NCBI's taxonomy places the organism in Eukaryota, Viridiplantae, Streptophyta, Magnoliopsida, Fabales, Fabaceae. The transcript has a single exon.